Molecule: messenger RNA, 969 nt
Organism: Cygnus atratus (black swan)
Lineage: Eukaryota; Metazoa; Chordata; Aves; Anseriformes; Anatidae
Product: carnosine N-methyltransferase 2
Exons: 8
Coding region: 1-969 (322 amino acids)
Molecular function (GO): N-methyltransferase activity
Source: RefSeq, a predicted model, not a curated record
AUGGAGCCGGCCCCCGAGAUGAAGAGGAAUAGGUUCCCCAGCAUGAACUUUGAAGCAGAGAUUCUGGCAGCUCCACACGAUAAUUCAGAGCUAUAUGUGGUCCCCUCCAUGAGAAGUCUCACGGCUGAGGAGUAUGUAGAGGCCUUUAAGUCAUUUUUGGAUCAUUCGACGGAGCACCAGUGCAUGGAUGAGUUCAACAAGGAAGAAAUGCCUCGCAUCAUGGCAGGUCUCGGCAAUGGAAAAUCGAUGAUAAAUGUUCUGGGCGUGGGGAGCGGCACAGGUGAACAGGAUUUGAAAAUGAUCAGGAUCCUGCAGGCUGCACAUCCAGGGGUCCUUAUUAACAACGAAAUCGUAGAGCCCAACGCACAGCAUGUGGCUGCUUACAAAGAGCUGGUUAAUCAAGCUCCAGAUCUGCAGGGUGUCUCCUUUAUUUGGCACCAGCUCACUUCUUCAGAGUAUGAACAACAGGUGAAAGAGAAAUGCAUAAACAAGAAAUUUGACUUCAUACAUAUGAUUCAGAUGCUGUACCGUGUGGAAGAUAUUCCUAAUACCAUCAAGUUUUUCCACAGCUGCCUCGACCACCAGGGUAAACUCCUGAUCAUAAUUUUAUCAGACAGCAGCGGGUGGGCCAGCUUGUGGAAGAAGUACAGGCACUGCUUGCCUUCAACUGACAGCGGCCACUACAUCACCUCCGACGGCAUUACGGCUGUUUUGAGGAGGCUCGGCAUCCAGUACCGCGUCCAUGAGUUCCCAUCAGGCUGGGAUAUCACCAAGUGCUUUGUCGAGGGGGACCCGGCUGGAGGCCAAAUGAUGGAUUUCCUGACGGGGACGAAAAACUUCCUGGGCACGGCCCCGCCGGCUCUGCGGAGGCAUCUGCAAGAGGCUCUCUGCCAGCCCGAAUGCAGCAGCAAGAAGGACGGGAGGGUCAUUUUCUGCAACAACCUGAGUAUGAUCGUAGUUGAAUCCUAG